AUGCAACAAAAUCAAACCAUGCCGCAUACAAUACAAAACCAAAGUACCAGCCUACAAUACAACUCCAUUACACACCAACAUCACACCAGAAAUCCAAAUAUAUUCAGUCAAGCUUCAGAGCUGUAUAAAAAUGGAGAAAAUAAAGAGUUAGAAAAACUAUUUGCUAAGUUUUUGAAGAAAUCUUUCGAUGUAAGCUUCUGGAAUCUUUAUAUUGAGUAUGUUAAAAAAUUUUCGACUAAAAAAGUCAACUUGGUUGAUGUAUAUGCUUUUGUUUUUAGUCACUUUGAAGGAUCUUAUGUUUCUUACGAAUUUAUUCAUGAAUAUAUCAAUCAAAUAGAGCUGAAUGACGAGAAUAAUACACAGACAGAUAUGAUCAGGAAAAUUUACCAUCGUUCAUUUGUACCAAUGCAUAACCUUGGACUGCUGUGGAGUGAGUAUGAAAAGUGGGAGAUUAAGGUUGACAAAAGUACAGCAAAGACGUUUAUUGAUCAAAUACAUCCCACAUUUAUGUUAGCAUUUAACACUUAUCAGAGACUUGUACCAUACAUUCAAUCAAAUGCAUUUUUUAAAAUUUUUGAUAUCGAAUUGGAAAAUCCAUUGAGCUUACAACAGAAGGAAUAUGAAACCCGAUUGACCUUUUUAUUUACCUUCUACCUCAGUAAAUAUCCAGGUUCAGAACCACUAACAUUUCUCUUUUCAUUCUACCUAAAAGAUAUUGCCAAAGAUAAAUUAGACUUUAAAACAGAUAGUACUUUUUUGAAACUUUGGUACUCUUUUCAAUACAAUAAACUAUAUUUUGAUUUUGAAGACAAACACAACAGUGAGUUAAUGUUGAUAAAUUAUCUCAACUGGAUUUCUAAAAACGAAGGCAUAGAAUCAUUCAGACGAAGAUUUUCUGAAAUUAAAAGCAAAGCAGGCCCAUACGUCUUCAUUUAUGUUGCAACUGUCGAAUUCUACUUAGGAGGAAGUAGAGAAGGAGCAUAUCAGACAUUUAUGGAAGGAAUAGAGAAGUAUAACGACAAUCCUACCCUCAACGAACAAUUUUUUCAAAUGUUCCUAAAGGCUGGUGAUGAGGAUAACGUUAGAUUGUUAUUCAAGAAAUUAAAAAAAACCGAAAGAAUGUGGGAUAUGAUGAUUGAAUAUGAAUUUCUUCAUGGAGAGCUUGAAGAUUAUAAAAAUCUUCUUGUACAGAAGCAGAAAGAAAGUGAUGUAUUACCUGCUGUUCCGCUUACAUACUUUAAGAUUAAAAGCUCAGGAUCUCAAGGUAUUUAUGAAUCUAUGAUGCAUUCGUUUGAAUUUUUAGAUCUUCAAAUAUCUACAACUGAUUUAUUGUCGGAUUUUCUUUCUAAAAUUCCAGUAUUGUCCAAAAAUGAGAAUAUUUUCUUUAAUAUUGAUAAUUUUAAAAUCGUAGAGCUUUUAUUAACAUUAUCAAGCAAAUAA
This is a messenger RNA of Vittaforma corneae ATCC 50505, 1440 nucleotides long. RefSeq lists its product as uncharacterized. The coding region runs from base 1 to 1440 and encodes 479 amino acids. Gene Ontology annotation, cellular component: nucleus. NCBI's taxonomy places the organism in Eukaryota, Fungi, Microsporidia, Nosematidae. Gene Ontology annotation, molecular function: protein binding; mRNA binding. Gene Ontology annotation, biological process: mRNA 3'-end processing. The record is from RefSeq and is a predicted model, not a curated record. The transcript has a single exon.